Fusarium odoratissimum NRRL 54006 is the source of this 3944-nucleotide messenger RNA. Its product is annotated as chromatin assembly factor 1 subunit B. The transcript is spliced from 4 exons. Lineage: Eukaryota; Fungi; Ascomycota; Sordariomycetes; Hypocreales; Nectriaceae. Gene Ontology annotation, biological process: DNA replication-dependent chromatin assembly; nucleosome assembly. Bases 627 to 2759 code for a protein of 710 amino acids. Gene Ontology annotation, molecular function: protein binding. Gene Ontology annotation, cellular component: CAF-1 complex; nucleus. The record is from RefSeq and is a predicted model, not a curated record.
AAGAAAGCGACAGUCGCGGUGACAUUGGCAGUGACAGUGACAGUAAAGUGAUGCGAGGCCUGUUUCUUGUAGGUAUCGCCGGAAUAAACCUCAAUCGUGCCGUUUGGCUCCUCUUUUCCAACCAUUCACUUCCCCUUCGUUUCCUCUUCUCUUUUUUUCGUUUCCCCCUUCUUCCCUUUUUAUUUCUCAGAUCCAAUCAAUCAGCAACGCUAAACUUCGACUCCCGAUCUUUGUUGUUCUCCGUAGCUCCUAGUUAUCUACCGUACAGCUUGCCUUGGCGUCUAAUCAAAGGCUUUCAAAGGUCCACACCAGCUCCAGCCUGGAGCUCUACUCUCCACCAUCAAACUCGCCCGUUGUUACUCUACUUUUGGCACUACCGUGCCAAUUCACAUCACUGCCGAUAACCUCGAACAAUUAUCCAGAGUCCACUUUCGCCUUCUUUUCUUCUUUGCAUAUCCACUCUAGGUUCGCGUCAUCUUAUCAUCUUCGACCGUUGAUCUCGUUCGUAUUCGAUCGUGGGAGCCACAGAGCUCUUCAGUCUCUUCUCCCACAGCCUCAAAGGGGCGUCUCCCUACCUCACUUAUGCAGCUUCUACCCUCGUUUGAUCACCUAAACAUAUCAACACGAUGAAAGCUGCUCCUCUAAUCAUCAAUUGGCAUGACCAGAAUGCCCCCGUUUACUCCGCCCACUUCGAGCCGUCUGGAAAGGGACGUUUAGCCACGGCUGGUGGUGAUAAUCAUAUCAGAAUAUGGAGGGUUCAGGUUGAUGGGGAGGACCGUAAGGUCGAGUACCUUUCAACCCUAUCAAAGCACAACCAAGCCGUUAAUGUUGUUCGUUGGGCGCCCAAGGGCGAGCUUCUAGCCUCUGCGGGCGACGAUGGCAAUGUGAUCCUCUGGGUACCAAGCGAAACACCCCAAACAGCAUUCGGAUCCGAUGCCCCGGAAGAUAAAGAGUCAUGGAGGGCAAAGCAUAUGUGUCGAUCUAGUGGCGCGGAGAUCUAUGACUUAGCCUGGUCUCCUGACGGAGUGUACUUCAUCAUCGGCAGCAUGGAUAAUAUAGCACGAAUCUACAACGCUCAGACAGGAACACUCGUGCGCCAGAUCGCCGAGCACAGCCAUUAUGUGCAGGGCGUCACAUGGGAUCCCCUCAACGAGUACAUCGCGACGCAGUCCUCCGAUCGAUCAGUUCAUAUUUACUCUCUAAAAACCAAGGAUGGGCAAUACACCCUCAGCCAAGACGACAAGACUCCUCGACUUGCCAGCCAUAUCAAGGCCGAUCUUCCUCCUCGGCGAAUCUCCUCGAGCAGUCCUGCUCCUCCCGACUUUGGCCAUCGCUCUUCGCUUGCUGUUCUCGAUUCUGCGCCUUCUAUCGGAUCACCUGUGCCUUCUGCACCCGGCACGCCUACUUCUUUCGCGCUUCCCAUGAACCCUCCCAGCGUCGUUAGCCAUAGCCGUCGAUCUUCGUUCUCUUCUCGGCGAUCUGUAUCGCCAGCGCCAUCUAUGCCUUUGCCGGCCGUCAUGCCUAUGGACCCCUCUCCGAAACCAUCGUCAACGUUGAGCAGCGGGUUGGGAAUGAAGAAUGCGAACCUCUAUGCCAAUGAGACGCUCACGUCCUUUUUCCGACGACUCACAUUUACACCAGAUGGCAGCUUGCUAUUAACUCCAUCGGGACAGUACCAAAACCAACACCAGGCUGAAAGAGACGCGAAACCUACUUAUGAAGUGAUUAACACGGUCUAUAUUUACACGCGUGGUGGUAUUAACAAACCCCCAAUUGCCCAUUUGCCGGGCCACAAGAAGCCCUCGGUCGUGGUAAAAUGUUCUCCUAUAUUCUACACACUGCGACAGUCUCCUCCUGUCACGCGCAAUAUAACCAUUGACACAUCAUCUUCAGAGGAGCCUAUUCCAUCCCUUCCAGAACCUCUUUCGAAGCCAUCCCCAGCUCCUUCUGUCAUGGAUCCACCUCCUCCACCCUCAACCACAUCAGACGCAAAGACAUCGGGUUCAGAUACGGCUUCGGCUACACCAGGCCCAAAGCCUGCCUUUUCCCUGCCUUAUCGCAUGGUCUACGCAGUGGCUACACAAGACUCGGUCCUACUUUACGAUACUCAGCAAAAGACCCCUAUCUGUGUUGUCAGCAAUCUUCAUUGCGCUACCUUUACUGACCUUGCAUGGUCAAGCGAUGGUCUGACUUUAAUGAUCUCGUCUUCUGAUGGAUUCUGCUCAACACUAUCCUUUGCACCUGGAGAACUGGGUGAAGUCUACAAGGGUGAAGUCGGUCCGCCCAAGUCGCAAACAGGGACCUCGUCUAAUCAAAGCACUCCCAUGCCUACCCCAACGACCGCGUUUGCUCCGCCUUCACCCUUUCCUAACGGCUCGCAUCACCACCAUCGCAACUCGGCGAGCUCUUUCACUGCCCCUUCGCCCCCCCCGUCUGCUUCACUUAUUUCUCAACGUCCCUCAUCUCCUGCGAGAUCGAAUUCAACGUCUUCAAUUGCGACUAUCACUACACAGGCCAGCACUGUGCCCGCAGCUGGUGUAGUUACCAAUCCACCUCUGAUUUCUGGCAAUGUUCCAGGCAUUGCAGCAGCAAAUUCUGGCAAGGUGACUGGUGUUCCGCUCACAACACCUCCUGAGACUCCUCGAAGUACCACAGGCAGUGCGGGCACUAAGCGCGAUGCCAGUGAAGGCGAAAAGGAAGACGGCAAGGAGCCCAAGAAGAGGCGAAUUGCUCCGACUCUGGUGGAGCCCAAAAGUUAGGCUUCAAGACGUGCUGAAAGGGGGUAUAAUACUGCUAUUUCAAAAGUAUGUUUUUUCUUUGUUUCUGCAGUGACAGGGUUGGGUGUGAUUCGGUCUUCACAGACAUGUGGAUCCGCGAUUUAGCAAGCAUGGGAUGGCGUUUGAUGAGUCUGGUUGAGACGGAUUGAUUUACAUGGGAUUAUGGCGAGGUGGUCGUCCUGGCCAGUCUACGGGAUAUGAUCUCCGCCAGGUAUCAAGGUAGACGAGCUAUACAGCCAUGCACUCGGAUGGGAAAAUGGGAACGUGGCACAAGCCUAGGUAUUAUGUAGUCUACACAAUAAAUUUUGAUAGUCUGUUCAGACACUGCGCAUGUCUUUUUUUUUUUUUUUUUUUUUUUUUUUCCCGGGGAGUAUCAUUUCAGCACUGGCUUCCAACCUUGACGUUGAAUAAAUUUAUCCACGCCCUCGUCUUGGAGAAUAUCAGCUCCUAGCCGUCCUGUUAAUACACUACGCUCAUGAUCUGGCCCCCGGACGUGGAAUGGGUAUGGCAAGCGUCCAUUGUCGCUCUGUUUGUUUUUGGUCUCCGUACCGUCUUCCAGUUCCCAAACUGAACGGUUCUUGGUUCUUUGUUCCACAAACCCACAAGCCGGGCGAUCAAGUGAAAGAUACCAUCGUCGUUGAUGUACACUACCGAUGGUGUUGGAAGCCCCUGGAUAUGCAUUUGUUCUUCGGACCUCUUCAUCUUCAAGCUCACGUAUCUCACGUUCCAUGGCGGAAAGAUUGUCUGCGUUGGUUCCCGCAUCAGUGUUUGAAGGGACAUCCUCACUUUCAUCACUCUCACUAUCAUCACCACUCGUCUCAGGUUGCGUCUCCGUCUGGGCAUGACGACGUCGUCGUUUCCGAGAUGUUCUUCCGCUCCUUGCUCUGCCGGCCACAUCUUCUGACCUGGUUAAACGAAGGUUCAGGACAUAUGGAUCAGGUAAGCGCGAUCCGUGCAGUCGAAUGCGGAUCUUGCGGUUCUGAAAAGCGGCGUGCAGAAGAGCUUGCUGUGUUGGCGCGAAAGAUGGACCUGGUGAGGACGUUGGAGAGGACGGAUCAGUCGCUGGGGCAUGCUUGCUUUGACGGGGGAGGAUGCUAUAUGUUCCCGUAUCCCAAAUGAGAAGUGAGCCAGUCGAGGUUGAGGCAGUCUCUAUGAGGUGAUUCUGUU